AUGACGAUCCUACUGAUAACUCCCCAGAGGAAAGUUCUAGGCAGAGAAGCGCCACUGAGGACAACUCGCCCUAAGGACAAACCCACCAAGACACAGCUGUCCGGGAGCUUUGACUUCACACCAUUCAGUGACGAUAAGGUUAUUAAUACACUGGAACAGCUGCUCCAGGAGUUGGACCAAAAUAUGAACUUUCAAGGAUUUGAACAUAAAGUGGUUCAUGCUGCCCAUGGUAUUGCCAGUGAACUGACCUAUCUACAUGAAAGCGGCAUUGCUCAUAGAGACCUGAAACCUGCAAACAUAUUGGUGUCUAAUAAACACUAUGCUGGAGCAAGCCCUGAAGAUGUGGCAAAGCAGUUCCCAGAAAAGCCUGUCAUUGUCAAACUGACUGACUUUGGGGAGAGCAGGGGAACAACAGUAUUUCAAGCACCAGAAAUACACACACUAUCUGCUACGAGCAAGAGUUCUAUGGAAUCACUGCAACAGAUUGACAUAUGGGCAUUUGGAAUGGUUCUUUGGUGCUUGACCAAUGCUGAUCUUGGCUUCCCAUAUUUGGCAGAAAUGGAAGAGGCCCUGACGGCUGGCACAGUGAGAAAUCAGACAGCAUUUGUCAUUGGUUUGCUGACACAAGGGAGCCUGCCAAAACAAAGCAAUAAAUACCUGGAUCAGAAACAAGGCAUCUGGAUGAAUGUUGACCAGAUCAUGAGUUCUUGCCUAAAGCAUGUAUCAGAGGAGCGUAUUUCUGCACUAGAGGCAACCAUCUGA
Molecule: messenger RNA, 762 nt
Organism: Lytechinus variegatus (green sea urchin)
Lineage: Eukaryota; Metazoa; Echinodermata; Echinoidea; Temnopleuroida; Toxopneustidae
Product: serine/threonine-protein kinase pdik1l-like
Exons: 4
Coding region: 1-762 (253 amino acids)
Biological process (GO): signal transduction; protein phosphorylation
Cellular component (GO): cytoplasm
Molecular function (GO): protein kinase activity; ATP binding
Source: RefSeq, a predicted model, not a curated record